AUGACUCUGAAGGCCAAUGCCCUGAAGAGCGUCAAGAAGCGCAAGCUGGCCGAGAAGAUCGUGCUGAAGGCCAUGAAGACCACCGGGCACAAGUUUUCCCAUCACUUCGACCAGAAGCAGGAUCGAGCACUGCCGGCAAACCCUGCGGAUGCUGGCCGUGACAUGCUGACCAAGGAAGAGAUCAUUGCCUACAGGGCAGACAAGAAGGCGAAGCGAGCUCGCGAGGCGACGAAUGCGUACUGUGCCUUCAACGUCCUGGAGGCCUUUGUCUCUGUGGUGGGCCUAGGUGACGACAUCAAUGCAAUCAUCAGGGUCUGCCCUCCGCCUCUUACCAACGGUGAGUCGGAGCUCGCUUGCCAGGUGGACGCGGGCAUCCUUGUCACCUGGGUGGGGAAUGCCGCCGCACGGUUGGCUUACGCUGCCUCGAACUGCGCCAUGACCCUGAACGUGAAUGCCGUGUGCGCCGUGGGCGUUACUGGUCUGGUCGCCGUGAUGGGAGAGUUGGCAGCCACAGCGUCUCUUGCAGCGGCUACAUGCACGGGCGUUCCACCGCAGCUGACCACCUCCAAGGUCAGUGUCCUCGGAGACCAGACCGUUCGAGGAAACCCGCGACGACUACUCGUGGGUGAGGGUCCCAUUGGCGUUGGUGUGCAGUGUGGGGUGAACGUCGGCAUGGUGGUGGCCAACAUUGCCAACAUGGGUAUUUCCAUCAACUCUGCCGUGAACAGCGGCUUUUGCGGCCGCAUUAACCGUCAAGGACCCAUCAACAAGGUCACUGGCGUCUUCGAUGCUCUGUGUACCGUGGACAUUGGCGGCGCGAUUGCCUACAUGAGUCAGGUCAUUGUCUUCAUCAACCUCAUCGUGGUGCACUGCCAGGACUUGCUGGACGUUAGCGCGCUGUGCGGCGCAAGCAUCUCAGGCAUCAUCACCGCUGCCGCUGCCAUGGCUCCCUUCGGUGCAGCUGUGCAUGCGGGCUGCGCCAAGGGCAACAUUCUCAAGGCAAAUCCGGUGUCCGCCGCGAAGCGCGACGCCGUCAGCUCCCUGUACACGGUGCCCACGAUCCCCCACCGCCGCUUGAAGGCGGUGCAAGAGAUGCAGGAUGCCAUGGCCGGCCUCAAGGAGAUCCGCCAAAAUUUGGAGAUGAAGCUCGGCUUUAACGCCUCUCUUCCACGCUUGUACUCCGAGGCCAACAUGCAGCAGCUGCUUCAGCUUCUGGAUGACGGAGUGACUGGUGAUACGGAGAAGUCGUUCAUGCGUGGGGGGUCCUCAGCCUUCACUGCUGAGGACUGUGAGGAGUAA
Messenger RNA from Symbiodinium pilosum, 1299 nucleotides. The record is from the annotation of a GenBank genome assembly. Lineage: Eukaryota; Dinophyceae; Suessiales; Symbiodiniaceae.